GGUUCAUGGGGUCGCAAAGAGUUGGACACAACUGAGCGACUGAACUGAACUAAUGAGGUGGUGUGUGAUGAGUCUAAAGGGGGUGUGCAAGGUGCCCGACACCCAGGAGGACACUAUUUAGCCCCUAGCACAAUCCUCAGAAAUACCCCUGAAGGCAGGCCCAGGGGGACCCAGCGACCCCCUCUCUGGGUGACCGCUUCUUAGUGUCCACGGAGGGCUCCCAGGAAGGAACAGCGGCCUUUGUCCUCUGACUACAGGCCAUCAGCUUCCUGGUGCAGGACCGAGUGCCGGGGAAACCCUCGAGCAGCUCCCAUCUCUCAAAAUCCAGGCUGCCACCGCCCCACAGCCAGGCAUCCACCAUGCACAGGAAGCCGGAAUCUGACCCCUGGCGGCGGGCCUGGUCUCCGUGGCAGCCGUGGAUUUAUUACCGGGGCCUCCACCCGGCCGGGCGGACUUUCGACUUGAAGCCGGGAAGAAGGGGAACAGGAAGGCAGUUCUGGGAGCAGCGAGCCCACGGGUGGCAGCUGGAGGCCCCGAGAUGGCCAAGUUUCUUUCCCAGGACCAAAUUAAUGAAUACAAGGAGUGCUUCUCCCUAUACGACAAGCAGCAGCGGGGGAAGAUCAAAGCCGCCGACCUCCUGACGGUGAUGAGGUGCCUGGGGGCCAGCCCGACGCCUGGGGAGGCGCGGCGGCACCUGCAGACGCACGGGAUAGACAGAAGUGGAGAGCUGGAUUUCUCUACUUUCCUGACCAUCAUGCAUAUGCAAAUAAAGCAAGAGGACCCAAAAAAGGAAAUUCUUUUGGCCAUGUUGAUGGCGGACAAGGAGAAGAAAGGCUACAUCAUGGCAUCUGAACUGCGGUCAAGACUCAUGCAACUGGGGGAGAAGCUCACCCCCAAAGAAGUGGAGGAUCUCUUCAGGGAAGCAGGUAUCGAACCAAAUGGCAAAGUGAAGUAUGACGAGCUCAUCCAGAAGAUCACCACUCCUGUGAGGGACGACUGAACGAGAAGGCAAGAGAGCCUCCCCUGGGCCUGAACACUCAGACUGAUGGGUUUUUGAAAAGAAGAGUGUUCCUUUCACUUGCAGGAGAUGGCCAACACAGCAAGAUGACAGACCUAACCACAGCAAGAGGACAACAAGGAAACAAAAUGAUUCCAGCUACAGGAUUAGCAUGUCUUUAAUAAAAUUUUUUACUGUUUUAACAACUA
This is a messenger RNA of Odocoileus virginianus texanus, 1206 nucleotides long. It is a transcript of the gene CALML4, whose product is annotated as calmodulin like 4. The record is from RefSeq and is a predicted model, not a curated record. Gene Ontology annotation, molecular function: calcium ion binding. Gene Ontology annotation, cellular component: myosin II complex. Lineage: Eukaryota; Metazoa; Chordata; Mammalia; Artiodactyla; Cervidae.